Pseudogymnoascus verrucosus is the source of this 1494-nucleotide messenger RNA. RefSeq names its product Dehydrogenase. The record is from RefSeq and is a predicted model, not a curated record. Lineage: Eukaryota; Fungi; Ascomycota; Leotiomycetes; Thelebolales; Thelebolaceae. Gene Ontology annotation, molecular function: succinate-semialdehyde dehydrogenase (NAD+) activity. The coding region runs from base 1 to 1494 and encodes 497 amino acids. The transcript has a single exon.
AUGAGGGAGGCUCUCACAUCUUUUGUGCACCCAGAGAGCAUCAAGGCGGCUCUGAAAGACAAAUCCCUCUUAUAUGAAAAAUCAUUUAUCGGUGGCGAGUGGGUUGGCGGGAGCAGCACUUUUCCCGUCUAUGACCCUGCCACCAACAAAGUCAUCGCCAACAUCCCAAACCUCUUAACCAAAGAUUUCACAAAGGCAAUUGAACAUGCUCACAUAGCUUUCAAGACAUUUAGGAGAACGCAAGAGACCGCUCGAGCAAAGAUGCUACAUAGUUGGGCGGCGCUUAUUCGUGAACAUGCCAAAGACCUCGGUGUGCUCCUGACGAUGGAGAACGGAAAGACUCUAGCGGAGGCGGAGGGCGAGGUCGAGUACGGCGCCUCAUUCAUUACCUGGUUUGCGGAGGAAGCAGUGCGAUCGUAUGGGGAUGUGAUUCCUUCUCAACACAAAGGCAGCACAAACCUCGUUAUACGUCAACCCAUCGGCGUCUGCGGUAUCAUUGCUCCCUGGAACUUUCCCAUUGCUAUGAUUACGCGGAAGCUAGCGCCUGCAAUAGCAGCAGGAUGCACAGUCGUUGUAAAGCCGCCGAGUGAGACGCCACUGUGUACUCUGGCACUAACGGCCCUAGCCAUUCAAGCGGGCAUUCCACCAAAUGUCAUCCAAGUCGUCACGACAAAAGAUCGGAAUGCUGUGACAGAGCUGUAUACGCAUCCGCUAGUGAAGAAAGUCAGCUUCACAGGCUCAACCGGAGUUGGAAAACUCAUCACAGAAAGGGCAGCAGGGACGAUGAAAAAGGUUAGUAUGGAGCUCGGUGGAAAUGCUCCAUACAUUGUAUUCAACGACGCUGAUGUUGAUAUUGCUGUUGAUGGCGUGUUGACGUGUAAAUUCCGCUGCAGCGGACAGACAUGCGUAUGCGCAAACCGGCUCUAUGUUCAAUGCGGGAUCCACGACGUGUUCGUGAAGAAGUUACAAGAGCGCAUGUCUACCUUCAAGAUUGGCAGCGGGCUCGACCCAGCUGUCACACACGGCCCGCUAGUGAACAUGGCUGGAGUGAAGAAGACAAAGGAGCACAUCGAAGAUGCCGUAUCUAAGGGGGCCACACUAGUCGCCGGCGGGACAAGUCCAGACUCCGAAGGCUAUCUGAUCCAGCCGGCCCUGCUCACAGGCGUCACCUCCGAGAUGCUAGUCGCACGGGAGGAGACCUUUGGGCCACUCGCGCCCGUGUUCAAAUUUGAAACGGAAGAGGAUGUCAUUAAACAGGCAAACGAUACGGAGUUUGGACUGGCGAGUUACCUCUUCUCGAACGACCUGAGACGGAUCUGGAGGGUGGCAAACGCCCUGGAAGUGGGCAUGGUUGGGGUCAACACUGGAAUGAUCAGCGCGUGUGAGACGCCCUUUGGUGGGAUUAAGGAAAGCGGACUGGGGAAGGAAGGGAGCAAGUAUGGACUGGCUGAGUUCCAGGUCAUGAAAAAUAUCACGUUAGGAAGCUUACACUAA